AUGUCCAAACACCACCCAGACCUAAUCAUGUGUAGAAGACAGCCAGGAAUAUCAAUCGGGAGGCUAUGUGACAAAUGUGAUGGAAAGUGCCCUGUUUGUGAUUCCUAUGUGAGGCCACAGACGAUUGUUAAAAUCUGCGAUGAAUGUGCGUUUGGUACAUUCGGUGGUAAAUGUGUUAUUUGCGGUGGUCCAGGUAUUUCAGACGCAUAUUAUUGUGCAGAAUGCACCACACUCGAAAAAGAUAGAGAUGGCUGCGUGAAAAUUAUCAACCUCGGAAGUUCAAAGUUGGAUCUCGCGUAUCAGAAGAAGCAAGCAGGACAGAGAGUGCAUAGUAAUUUUAAUAUUGGCUAG
This is a messenger RNA of Wallemia ichthyophaga EXF-994, 351 nucleotides long. RefSeq names its product PHD finger-like domain-containing protein 5B. Gene Ontology annotation, cellular component: U2 snRNP; precatalytic spliceosome; catalytic step 2 spliceosome. The record is from RefSeq and is a predicted model, not a curated record. Lineage: Eukaryota; Fungi; Basidiomycota; Wallemiomycetes; Wallemiales; Wallemiaceae. The transcript has 4 exons. Gene Ontology annotation, biological process: mRNA splicing, via spliceosome. Bases 1 to 351 code for a protein of 116 amino acids.